AUGGGGGACCCCGGGGGCAGGUUGGACCCCACACUGGCCACACACCUGGGUAGCAAGUGGGUGCCGGGGGAAGAAGGGGUUAAGCUGAGCCAGCAGCAGAAAUCAGAGGAUUACAGGCCAGUGGCUUACCGUCGCUCACAGCUCACUUGCGAAUCCCUAUGGCAGCAAGUCCGUGUUCCGUGUGGCCUUCAGCGACCCCGUACAGAGAUUGCUGCUAAAAUUGGAGAUAUUCCUCACUUGAAUAAUUCUACAACGCUUGUGGACCCAUCAGUCUACGGUUAUGGAGUGCAGAAACGGCCCCUGGAUGAUGGAGGUCUCCGUGUAAGUGGGCUCCAUGGAGCACAGAUAAGAGACACAGAGAGAAUAGGUAACCAGUUAGGGGCCCUGGUACAUCAAAGGGCUGUAAUAACAGAAGAGUUCAAAGUGCCUGAUAAAAUGGUUGGAUUUAUAAUCGGCAGGGGAGGUGAACAGAUCUCACGGAUUCAGGCAGAGUCUGGCUGCAAAAUUCAAAUUGCUCCAGACAGUGGUGGGAUGCCUGAGAGGCCUUGCGUGCUCACCGGGACACCAGAGAGCAUUGAACAAGCAAAACGGCUACUGGGGCAGAUUGUAGAUCGCUGUCGGAACGGACCUGGUUUUCACAACGAUGUUGAUGGCAACAGUACGAUUCAGGAGAUUUUGAUCCCGGCAUCCAAAGUGGGUCUAGUCAUCGGCAAAGGAGGUGAAACAAUAAAACAGUUGCAGGAACGAACAGGUGUGAAAAUGAUUAUGAUCCAAGAUGGUCCAUUGCCUACUGGAGCAGAUAAACCUCUCCGUAUUACUGGAGAUGCAUUUAAAGUACAGCAAGCGAGGGAAAUGGUACUGGAGAUCAUCCGAGAGAAAGAUCAGGCAGACUUCCGAGGCGUACGCAAUGAUUUCAGUUCUAGAAUGGGAGGAGGCAGCAUAGAGGUCUCUGUGCCCAGGUUUGCUGUUGGAAUUGUGAUAGGAAGAAAUGGAGAAAUGAUCAAAAAGAUUCAGAAUGAUGCUGGAGUUAGGAUUCAAUUUAAACCAGAUGAUGGGAUUAGUUCUGAAAGAGUCGCACAGGUCAUGGGGCUUCCCGAUAGGUGUCAACACGCAGCACACAUCAUCAGUGAGCUCAUUCUCACAGCACAGGAACGAGAUGGCUUUGGAAGCUUGGCUGUUGCCCGAGGAAGAGGCCGUGGCCGUGGGGACUGGAGCGUUGGGACACCUGGGGGCAUGCAGGAAAUAACCUACACAGUGCCAGCCGAUAAAUGUGGUCUUGUUAUAGGCAAAGGUGGUGAGAACAUCAAGAGCAUAAAUCAGCAGUCAGGAGCUCAUGUGGAGCUCCAGAGAAACCCACCUCCGAACACAGACCCUGGUGUACGAAUAUUCACAAUCAGAGGAGUUCCCCAGCAAAUUGAACUCGCUAGACAUCUCAUAGAUGAGAAAGUUGGUGGUACCAGCAUGGGUGGACCUGGAGGAUUUGGUCAAAGUCCGUUCAGCCAAGCACCUGCUACACCUCAUCAAAAUGGUCCUCAGGCGUUCAUGACGCAGGGUUGGGGCAGUACCUACCAGACGUGGCAGCAGCCUGGACAGCAAGUCCCAAGCCAACAGAGCCAGCAGCAGAACAGCCAUCCUGAUUACAGCAAAGCAUGGGAGGAGUAUUUCAAAAAACAGAGUCAUGCUGCCAGCGCUGCUUCUCAGGCAAGUUCCCAGCCGGACUACACGAUGGCUUGGGCAGAGUAUUACAGACAGCAGGCUGCCUACUAUGGGCAGACACUAGGGCAGGCUCAGGCCCACAGCCAGGAGCAGUAGAACAAGGUCCUCGUGGCUAAUUUUUUUUUUUUUUUUUUUCUUGGAAUCAUUGUGGAAGAAAACCUUUUUGUAACAGAGGUUUCUAGAUUUGCAACAUUUUGAUGAAGACUUUUCUGUUUGUUUGUGAAACACUAGUUGUAGGAUAAUCUAUACUGAACUUUUCUAAGAAUCAGGAACAAUUAGUAAUGUACUAAACUCAUGGACGUGCUGGUAAUUUUGUUUCCAAAUUUAUAAAAAAAAAAAAAAAAAAAACAAAACAAAACCUCUGGGUUUCUUUUUGGAGAGAAGCCAGGGAAUUUGCAGGCACCAAAACGCACCCCAGAGCUGUGACAUUUCAACAUGUGGGUUUUUUGUGUGUUUUUUUCCUUUUAAUUUUCGAUCUUUUCUGUUGCAACAGAAAGAGUGGCUUGGAAGUCUUAGGUGGUAUGUAACAAAUCCU
Messenger RNA from Egretta garzetta (little egret), 2251 nucleotides. It is a transcript of the gene FUBP3, whose product is annotated as far upstream element binding protein 3. Gene Ontology annotation, biological process: regulation of gene expression. Gene Ontology annotation, cellular component: nucleus; cytoplasm. The transcript has 21 exons. The coding region runs from base 1 to 1812 and encodes 603 amino acids. NCBI's taxonomy places the organism in Eukaryota, Metazoa, Chordata, Aves, Pelecaniformes, Ardeidae. The record is from RefSeq and is a predicted model, not a curated record. Gene Ontology annotation, molecular function: mRNA binding.